Salarias fasciatus (jewelled blenny) is the source of this 1766-nucleotide messenger RNA. RefSeq names its product secretogranin V (gene scg5). The transcript is spliced from 6 exons. Gene Ontology annotation, molecular function: enzyme regulator activity. Gene Ontology annotation, cellular component: secretory granule. Gene Ontology annotation, biological process: regulation of hormone secretion; neuropeptide signaling pathway. Lineage: Eukaryota; Metazoa; Chordata; Actinopteri; Blenniiformes; Blenniidae. The coding region runs from base 42 to 713 and encodes 223 amino acids. The record is from RefSeq and is a predicted model, not a curated record.
UACAGCGUCUGCGGUCUGCAGGUCCCUACAGCUCUGAAAAGAUGAGAGGAAUGGGCCCGGCGCUGCGCUUGUCUCUGCUCGGCCUCCUGCUGUGCCUGCAGCUCGGCCGGGCCGCGGCCCGGAGCCCCCGCACGGUGGACCAGGUGUCCGAGGCCGACAUCCAGCGCCUCCUGCACGGCGUCAUGGAGCAGCUGGGCAUCGCCCGGCCCCGCGUGGAGUAUCCCGCCCAUCAGGCCACCAACAUCGUGGGGCCGCAGAGCAUCCAGGGUGGGGCUCACGAGGGCCUGCAGCACCUGGGUCCUUAUGGGAACAUCCCUAACAUUGUGGCUGAGCUGACAGGAGACAAUGUCCCCAAAGACUUCAGUGACGACCACGGGUACCCAGACCCCCCAAACCCCUGUCCUCUGGGAAAGACGGCAGCAGAUGGGUGUUUGGAAAAUGCUCCCGACACAGCUGAGUUCAGCAGAGAGUUUCAAAAACACCAGCAUCUGUUCGACCCAGAGCACGACUACCCGGCCCUGGCAAAGUGGAACAAAGAGCGUUUGUACCAAAAACUGAAGGGAGGACCAAAGAGAAGAAAAAGGAGCGUCAACCCGUACUUGAUGGGCCAGCGGCUGGACAACGUGGUUGCCAAGAAAUCCGUUCCCCACUUCUCUGAGGAGGACGAGGAGGAAGCACCGACCAUCCCCGCCGUCAGCACAUCUACAGCCUGAACUCCAGCAGCACACAUGGAAAUAUCAAAACCACACGCUCGGAAGAAAGUUUCUAACACGUGAACUAUCAGUGGGACUGCGACCUCAGCACCAAAUCUUGCAUGUUUUACUGUUUUGCAGCACACUGGUAGCCCAGAUCUCAGUCAUCAAUUAGACACAACUUGCUGUGUUUGCUCUUGCUGUCUUUUUAUUAUUCAUGUAUAAUUUUAGAAUUAAAAGAAUAAUUAGACCCCCAAGUGUCAAAUUUAAAUUAAGGGCAUGAAACUUGACUGAAGAUAUGUUACUUAUUGUUUCUUAAAAUCCAAAAUUCAGAAUUGCCUAGUUUACCCCCUUUUACAGGGGUCAACAAAGUAAGUCAUUACGAGUUUGCGAAGUGGAAUUGGUUGGUUUUUAUGACGGCUGAACUUCAUUCCACAACCAGGACUCGAACUUGGCUCCCUCAAGUCAAGACUUAACACGAUGCCAUCAAUACAUUACAUUUUUAAUUGAGAUGUGACUGUUAUGCUGUAGGUGUUGAUGGAGAAAAUAAGAUCCAGCCUUCUUUAAGAGGAAAAAGUGAUUUCUUCAUUAUUUUUUCCAAUUUAAAUUAAAAUACAGUCAAACUGCCUGAGAUUCAACACUGGAAAACAUGGUGUUAAAUACGUGGUCGUGUACAGUAUAUCUAUAAAACUUGUUAUAUUAGAAAGAGGUUGUAUAAAGAUGAGACCAGAGAGAAUAUUAAAGUUAUGAUUCACGACUGUACAGAGAGUUGUUUACUCGCACACCUUUUAAUUUCGUAUUUUGCAAUAUACAAAUCACAUGUGUCUUGAAGCAAACGAUUGACUUUAACCAUGUUUCACACAGCUGUUGCGAAUAAUAACUGCCAUUCUACUUGAGGGUAGCCUGGCAGAUGUGGUGCAGCUUUUUGUCACUAGUAUCUUGACUUUUAGGCGCUGCAGUAAUCAUGAGUGUGCUCAGGACGCAGCGCUUAUCUCGACUCUCAUCAUCCUGUCAGCAAUGUUUGUGUUCUGUUUUUGUUCUGUAAAGUAAAAAUAAACGAUUUAUCUGCAUUGA